Molecule: messenger RNA, 1371 nt
Organism: Lodderomyces theae
Lineage: Eukaryota; Fungi; Ascomycota; Pichiomycetes; Serinales; Debaryomycetaceae
Gene: LEU5
Product: coenzyme A transporter
Exons: 1
Coding region: 1-1371 (456 amino acids)
Biological process (GO): transmembrane transport
Source: RefSeq, a predicted model, not a curated record
AUGUCAGAGAAUGAAAUACUACGAGGCCAAGCAUCGUCACCGCCGAUGCACCCGCUGCUGCUGGUGCUGCUGCUGUCAUCAGAGCACGUAGGGCUCACGCCGCCGCCACCACCACCACAGCGCGAAACGAACCAGGAUUCAGAUUCACUAAUGGUAUCCAAACUAUCAAGAGGCUUAAAGGGCUUGCUUUUUACCCAACUGGGCACCACAUCCGUUACCAAGAAGGGUGACGAUCUCAACGACACGAUUCCAUUAUCUGGCUACUACUCCAACGACCAAUCCACACCAAUAAAAAGUAUUAAAGUUAUCGAUAAACAGAGUUUGCAUUAUGUAAUUCUUUCUGGGAUUGCCGGUGGUGUAGCUGGCUCAGCAGCCAAGACACUCGUUGCACCGUUGGAUCGUAUCAAAAUUUUAUUUCAGACUUCAAAUCCAGAAUUUCUCAAGUACCGAGGCACAUUCCAAGGACUAGUGCGUGCUGGAAAACGAAUUUGGGCCAGCGAUGGAUUAUGGGGAUUAUACCAAGGUCAUUCAAUAACAUUGUUGCGCAUCUUCCCCUAUGCCUCAAUCAAGUUUGUUGCUUAUGAACAAAUUAGAACAAUUUUGAUUCCAAAUGACCUUUAUGAAACUGCUGGAAGACGGUUCCUUGCUGGGUCGCUUUCAGGAUUAGCUUCGGUUUUCUUCACAUAUCCUUUGGACUUGAUACGUGUACGAUUAGCAUUUGAGACGAGAAAUUUGCACCAUGCACAUCCACAACACCAACAGUUUAUGCGUAGUCAUCGAGGACGUAUUUUCCAAACUGUACGAAUUAUUUAUCAUGAGAACCCGCCAACGAGGUCUAAUGACCCGCGUUGGUUGACUGUGAUGAGAAAAGUUUUGCCAGCCAAUAUCCAACGCAUAAGUAAUUUUUACCGUGGGUUUGCACCAACAAUCAUGGGAAUGAUCCCGUAUGCGGGUGUCUCUUUUUAUGCCCACGACUUGCUUCAUGAUAUAUUACGAUCAAAACCGUUGCGCGAGUAUACAGUGCAACCGGCAACUGAUAAGUCCACUUCAACUUCGGUGAAAACUAAAUCGUCUAGAGAGUCACGCCCAUCUUUGAAAGCAUACGCCCAAUUAGUUGCAGGUGGUAUCUCGGGACUAUUCUCUCAAACUGCAGCUUACCCAUUUGAACUUAUUCGAAGAAGAAUGCAAGUUGGAGGUGCUGUUGGAGGAGGUCACUUCUUGUCGUUCAAAAACACUGCACGUUUGAUUUAUCGUGAGAGUGGAUUUAAGGGGUUUUUCAUUGGAUUGAGUAUUGGAUAUAUGAAAGUUGUACCAAUGUUUGCUUGUUCGUUCUUUGUUUACGAACGAAUGAAGAAGUUUUUGGGAAUAUAG